AUGGAAGACUAUGCAAAAGAAUUGGCAGAUGACUUCGACAGUUCCGAAAGCGAAGAAGAAUUAGUCCAAGAAUCGGAGGUCCAACAACCUCUUAACCAAUCCUCGGACGAUACCCUUUCUUUUGAAGCUAGACUCAAACAACUUCUUGAAACAAACUUAAUAGAUAGUCGACUCCAGGCUAUCCUCGAGGGUUCAGGCACUCUGGGAGUUACUGACUUCUACAAGUUUUCUCGAGUUUACCCUUUGAUACCUGAUCUCAAGGCACGCAUUGCCAAGUACUCGGAUCAGCAGGACUCGGACUAUGCUGAACUCUUAUCAUUCGUGAACGAAGAAAACCAAACUGAAGAAUACAAGUUCUUGUUGGCAGUGAAUGAAAUCUCGACGUUGAUAAAUCAGGACAUCGAGGUCUUUCAUACAUUGGUGAAGAUCCAAUACAAAUCAGUUUUUCCAGAGUUGGAGUCGUUGGUCUUGAAUCCAGUGGACUACGCAAGAAUUGUUACAAUUAUACGACAAGACUUGGCCAAUAUUAGACAACACGAGGACAAGCUCAAACUAUUGGUGUCGAACGAAAAGGUCUUGGUGAUCAUCAUGGCCGCGAUCCAGCAAGUACGGCAGCAAUUUACAUUGGACGAGGAAGAUUUAGGUAAAAUUUUAUCGUGCUGUGGGAUUCUAAUGGAGCUUGAUGCUAUUUUAAAUGAACUAUCUACUUUCAUAACUGAAAAAUUAGCCAAAUUUGCUCCUAAUAUCAGUGCAAUUAUCGGACCUAUUACUACCUCACAAUUGCUAAUUGCCACUGGUUCACUCAGACAGCUAGCACUCACGCCGUCUUGCAACUUGCCAUCGCUUGGUGUGAAAGACUUAUCAUCCCAGUCCAAAACAAGAGCUAGAUACAGACAAGCAGGUUACUUGUACCACUCGGAUCUCAUCAAAUUUUUGCCUGAAGAUAUCGUGCGAUCAGUCCUUAGAAUUAUAAGUGGAAAAGUUAUUUUGGCAGCAAGAAUAGAUCUCUCCAAUUCCAAACCUGGUGGAGAGAUUGGAAGGGGUUACCUACAAGAAAUUUCCCAGAAAAUAGAUAAGUUGUUGACACCUCCUGAACAGCAACCAGAUAAAGCGUUGCCAAUACCAAAAGAACAAAAAUCCAAGAAGAGAGGUGGUAAAAGAUUCCGAAAGAUGAAGGAAAGAACCCAAAUGUCCGAAUUGCGUAAAGCCCAGAAUAAAAUGGAAUUUGGUAAAGAGGAAGAUACAGUCAUGGAUGCAUUUGGCGAAGAGAUUGGAAUGGGGAUGAGUCGGAGUGGUGGUGGGAGAAUUGGACAGAUCAAAAUCAACACAAAUACGAAUGCAAGAAUGACCAAGGCCAUGGCAAGUAGAGUACUGAAACAGAACCACAAUCAGAGCAAUAACCACCUUGACGAUUUUAAUUCUAUCCUCUUGCCUGCAAGCACCCCCAAGGCUAUAGAGUCAAAAACAAACACAGAGAAAUGGUUUACUGGAUUGUUGAAACGAAAGCCUGAAGCUACUGAAGCCACUGACUCAAAAAAACAAAAACUAGAAUAA
Molecule: messenger RNA, 1554 nt
Organism: Suhomyces tanzawaensis NRRL Y-17324
Lineage: Eukaryota; Fungi; Ascomycota; Pichiomycetes; Serinales; Debaryomycetaceae
Product: U4/U6-U5 snRNP complex subunit
Exons: 1
Coding region: 1-1554 (517 amino acids)
Biological process (GO): spliceosomal tri-snRNP complex assembly; mRNA splicing, via spliceosome
Cellular component (GO): precatalytic spliceosome; U4 snRNP; U4/U6 x U5 tri-snRNP complex
Source: RefSeq, a predicted model, not a curated record